This is a messenger RNA of Magnolia sinica, 1534 nucleotides long. RefSeq lists its product as uncharacterized. Bases 128 to 1375 code for a protein of 415 amino acids. The record is from RefSeq and is a predicted model, not a curated record. The transcript is spliced from 2 exons. NCBI's taxonomy places the organism in Eukaryota, Viridiplantae, Streptophyta, Magnoliopsida, Magnoliales, Magnoliaceae.
AUUGGUUGUCCAAUGAAAUAUUGAACAUCUUCUUACUUUCAUGCCUUUAUAUCUCUUAGCAAACAAGGAAGAAAGAAGUGAAAGAUAACAAAGCUGAAGAGUCCUCAGUAGAAAUUCGUACAAAAAAAUGUAUGUGACAUGGCCUCUCUCCCUCUACUUAAAAUUUACUGAAGCUGCCCUUAUCCCGCCACCGGAAGGUCCGAAUUCCGGUCAUUUGGUAGUCGCCGAUGAAGAAUCUGAGGCGGAGGCGAUGUGUUGCUGGGGGCUGUGUAAAGAUAAUAAGAUCCAAAACCUACCUUUCCCUCAGAACAAGAUCCUAAGGGUCCGCUACACCCAGCAACAUGGUGAGAGCCUGACGGUGCACAGCGAUAAGGCCUACAACCGGCAACAUGGUGAGAGCCUGACGGUGCACAGCGAUAAGGCCUACACCCAGCAACAUGGUGAGAGCCCGACGGUGCACAGCGAUAAGGUCUACUUCAUCCCAGUUCUCAAUCAGCCGUUGUCUUCCAAUCGAUACUAUGUUAUACGGGCAUCUGGGAAAUACAAAGGGAAGGCAUGCAUAUGUUCAAAGGACGACAUCGUCACAUAUUGUUUUUGCAUGUGCAUCAAUGAUGUGAAGCCAAAAGCUCUAGAUCACAGAGAUAUGUAUCAUCAGGUAGAGAUCAUUCGCCGACAUAGUGGUCGCUUCAUCGCCAAAUCUGUCGCAUCAGACGGGCUCCCUCCAUUGUUCUUGAGAAGAAAAGGCUGGGAGAUAUACACAAAAACUCCCCGCGACUUCCAACUAGGUGAAGCUCGUGGUGUCGAUCUCUCUCUUCGCGCUCGUCUGCCAACAUUCGACUUCCCAAUCUCUAACAAACAUUCGACGAGCAUUGUAGUAGGAAAGUGGUACAUCCCUUUCAUGUUCAUUAAGGAAGUUGGUACUAGAUCAAAAUAUCAAAUGAAAAAGUCCAUGUUUUAUGAAAUGUAUCUGGAACAGAUGUGGGAUGAGAUCCAUAUGUGUGAGAACCAUGGCACCGAACAGAAUGCUGUGGUAGUUAACGCAACUGUGCGAAGGGAGACAGCAACAGUCACCGGUCAGGAAGCCAUCACACGUGUGGUUGAUGGGAUGAUGUGGUUAAGUGGUCCACCUAGUGUGGGAUUGAGUAUUGCAGUUGUAAAUAGAAUGAAAUGGGAAGCUUGUAGAGGAGGUUGGGUUGAUGGGAAAGAGAGAGAUUUGAAGGUGGAGAGGGUGGAAGAGUUUGGAGGAGUGAAUGGAUGGAGGAAGUUUGGUUGUUAUAUGUUAGUGGAGAGGUUUGUUUUGAGAAGGAUGGAUGGGAGUUUGGUUCUAACUUAUGAUUUUAAUCACACUCAUCUGAUUCAAUCCAAAUGGGAGUAGUUUGGUUAAUAUAUGUUUCAUAUUUACUUUAGGACUCUCAAUUCCAUAAGUUUAUAUAUACUAGUGUGUUAAUGAUGUAAAAUUUAUAUGGAGGGUGGUAAGUGAUGUAUAUAUAGGAUUGUCUAAUUGGUUUGGUUUUUCAAUUUUGGAUCAUCUAUG